Molecule: messenger RNA, 2890 nt
Organism: Daktulosphaira vitifoliae (grape phylloxera)
Lineage: Eukaryota; Metazoa; Arthropoda; Insecta; Hemiptera; Phylloxeridae
Product: activating transcription factor 7-interacting protein 2-like
Exons: 11
Coding region: 316-2742 (808 amino acids)
Biological process (GO): regulation of DNA-templated transcription
Cellular component (GO): nucleus; transcription regulator complex
Molecular function (GO): protein binding; transcription coregulator activity
Source: RefSeq, a predicted model, not a curated record
UCAGAAUAUGAUCAUGCUUUCAUCGGUCGUUGUACGAUAACAAAAAAUAAUAAUAUUAUUUACAAAUUAUCGUUUUUGCAGGUUUUAUUUUUGUUAUCUUGUUCGUUAUAUUUGCUUACACAAUAUUAAUUUUUUCGUACAUUUUAUCAAGUGAAAAUAUUGUUUACAAUAAAUUAUUUUAUUUUAAUGCUUAUUGUGCAUUCAAUUGAUAUAUAUCAAUGUUGCAAUAGUUUUAAUGUGAUGAACUUAAUAGAAUUGACACUUAUGCUACUUUUAAAUAAAUAAUUCUAGUUGAAACUUUGAAGUUAUUUAAAUAUGCCUUCAGAAACAGCUAUUCAAACUUUGGUAAACUCUGUAGGAAAUAAAGAAAAUUCUAAUGUUGAAAAUCCUUCCUUGAGUGAUGAUAACAGCUGUGAAACUAAUGAGCAGACAAAAGUGGAGACAAAUAUGUGUUUAAAUUUAAAGCGAGCUCUAGACAAUAAGUCAUUAGAAGUUGGAAAUAGCAAAAAAGUAAAACUCACUUGUAAUAGUAAUGAUUCAAAAUCAAUUGAUGAAAUUAUUUUGAAUGAUGAUAGUAAUGAAAGUACUGAUAAUUUAGAUAAUUCUACAAAUAAUUUGUGCCAAACUGCCAGCAUAGAAGAAAUAAAUAGUAUUAAGACAUCUGAUGUAUCUAAUGAAAAUUCUAUUAAUGGUGUUUUAAAUUCUAUAUGCAAUAAUAAUGAUUUUAAUAAUACUUUAGAUUCUAAUAUUAAAAUAGAUUGUCAAAAUUCAAAUCAAUCUGACUCAGAUGUAACUGAUUCAAUAAAUAAUCAUAAUUGUUCUAUUAUAAAUGAUAAAAAAAAACAGUCAGAGGGAAAUGAAAGUUGUAUGCAAAAUAAAUCUAAACUACCCAGUACCAACACAAAAAAUGUAAACAAUAAAAAUAAACAUAUUGAUAAUAAUGAAACAAUUGAAUGUAAACACUCUGAAAAGAAUAAAUUAUCAAAUACCAAAGAUAAUUUAGAUUGUAUUGAAGAGCCAGAAACAAGAGACUCAGAUGUAGAAAUGAUAGAAGAAAUAAUUUAUGAACAAAAUGAAAACAAUGAUCCAAAACCGUCCAAAAUAAAUGAAAAGGAAAGUAUUAGCAAAAUACCUUCCUUGAAUAGCGUUGAUAAAAAUAAAAAGAAAAACACAGCAAGUAAUUGUAAUGUGGCAGAAAAAGAAGUUUCUAAUAAUACAAAUGUAUUAGAUAAUGAUUGUGAAGUUAUUCUUGAAUCUGAUAUGGAAAGUGAUCAAUCUGAUGAUAGUAAUACAAUUGAAUCAGUAAUUAAAGGAAAUACAAAAUUAAGUAAAGAAAAUUUUCCUGCAUUGCUGAAAUUUUUCAGUAGAAAAAAAUUAACAUUUGAACAAUUUGAAAGCCUAUGUUCCCAAAAAAUUGCUGAAAAUAUUACUGAAAAAAAUAAAAUGGGUAAAGAACGGUCUGAAAUUCAUUUACUAAUGCAGAGAGAAAAAAUUUGGCGAAUGAAAUAUGAAUCAUUAGCUAAACAAGUGAAAGAGUUAAGAACCAUUAUUAAUAAACACAAAGCCGAUUUAAGAGUUAAUGAAAAUGCAAAACCACAUAUAAUUACACGAACUGUGGGAUUGCAAGCUAUUUUAUGUCCUAAGGAGUGCUUACGAUUACCUAAAAGAUUAAUGCCAUUGCAAGUAAACAAUAAAAAUGGUGACAACAUAAUUGAUGAUGAUGUUAUUGCAUUAACAGAUACUUCUACUGCAACAUCUUCAACACAAAUAAUAUUGAAGCCAUCACCUGUAAAGGUACUAAAUUCAUCAAUUAAGGUUAAAUCAACUCAGGUAUUGGUUGCUAAAGAUGUUCCACCAUCACUGCCUUUGAACUGCACCAAUAAUAAUGCUAGUACCAUAGAUUUAACUGAUAAUGAUGAUGUAAAUGACGUAUCAAAUAAUUUAGCAGUACAACAGCAAAUAUCACCAGUUAAAAUCUUACGAAGGUCUGGGGUGAAUAAAGUUGUUCUACCAUCAUCACCUACAGGAAACAUAAACCGAAAUUCAUCACAAGUUGUACCUAAAACUGUUGCUUAUAUUGGAAUACCAACAAGUACUAAUUUUAUUGUCAAAACAACUGCCGCAUCAGGUACACAGUUAACUAGUGUUAAAAAAUUGACCACAACUAAUCCUAAUUCACCUAAAAGUGUUCGGCCAUUCCUACUCAAAAAUGGAAAAAUGAUUCCUCUACAAAUUUCAUCAGUGAAUUCACGGCAAUUGCCACCUACUGCUGUUCCUUUAAGUACAUGUAAAAUUCAACAAUCUAAAGUAAACCAAAUUCAGAUUCAAGUACCAACAACAUUAUCUGAAGUAUCCAUCAAACACCCUGCACCAUUACCAGAAGUUCCUAAUCAGAGACACUUACCUUCUUGGAAAAAACUUCCUCCAUCACCUAAGCUUAAUAUUACUAAAACUCCUGAAAAUCAGACACCUAAAGGACUCGUAUUGUCAUGGAAUCUUAUUAUUAAUAAAGCACAUGCAGAAAUAACAAAUUAUCAAAUUUAUGCUUAUCAAGAAACUACUGAACCACCAAAAGAAGAUCUUUGGAAGAAGAUUGGUGAGGUAAAUGCACUUCCACUACCAAUGGCUUGUUCUCUUACUCAAUUUAUGCAAGGUCAAAAAUACCAUUUUGCAGUUCGAGCAGUGGAUGUUUAUACUAGAGUUGGUCCAUUCAGUGCACCACAAAGUGUGCAUCUAACUUAAAUUUUGCUUAUUUUAUUAACUUAUUGACUUAUAGUAUUAAAUUGUAAAUAAGGAUUGUAAAAUACUAUUAAUUUUAAUUACAAAAUAGUAGUAAUGAUGUAUUUUUUUUUUGUAUGUAUAUGUAGUAUAUUGUAAAUUUCAUAUUUUA